AUGUUGGGGAAGAGUUUGGCUAUUUGUUUUGUUUUUGCAGCCCUUUUGAUGGCUUAUCACUGCGAGGCUGAGGUGGCGCGUGAUGAUAAUUUUAUUGGGACAAGGGGCAGCCAGUUUGUAAUGAACGGGAGGCCAUUUUAUUUUAAUGGCUUCAAUUCUUAUUGGUUGAUGUAUAUGGCUUCUGACCCGUCGACUAGAGAUAAGGUGACAGACACUUUCGCUCAAGCUUCUGAGUAUGGAAUGAAUUUGGCGAGAACUUGGGCUUUUAGUGAUGGUGGCUAUAGAGCCCUUCAAACGUCUCCAGGCUCGUAUAAUGAAGAUAUGUUUAAGGGUUUGGAUUUCGUUGUGGCUGAAGCCAAGAAACAUGGAAUUUAUUUGUUAUUGACUCUGGUCAACAAUUGGGAAGGCUUUGGAGGGAAAAGACAAUAUGUUCAAUGGGCUAAGGAUAAAGGCCAUUACUUGAACAAUGAUGAUGACUUCUUCACUAAUUCAAUUGUCAAACAAUACUAUAAAAAUCACGUUAAGGCUGUACUAACAAGAUUCAACUCAAUAACUGAAGUGGCGUACAAAGAUGACCCCACCAUAUUGCAUGGGAGCUUAUAA
Erythranthe guttata (spotted monkey flower) is the source of this 603-nucleotide messenger RNA. RefSeq names its product putative mannan endo-1,4-beta-mannosidase 9. Gene Ontology annotation, molecular function: mannan endo-1,4-beta-mannosidase activity. Gene Ontology annotation, biological process: polysaccharide catabolic process. NCBI's taxonomy places the organism in Eukaryota, Viridiplantae, Streptophyta, Magnoliopsida, Lamiales, Phrymaceae. The record is from RefSeq and is a predicted model, not a curated record.